Molecule: messenger RNA, 979 nt
Organism: Astrephomene gubernaculifera
Lineage: Eukaryota; Viridiplantae; Chlorophyta; Chlorophyceae; Chlamydomonadales; Astrephomenaceae
Source: the annotation of a GenBank genome assembly
ACUUGCUUUGCCAUAAGGACGACCAAAGGUUGUAAUCUCAUUUUCGCCUACCAUAAUAACAGCGUACUUAUAAUUCCGGCGUCCAUCAAAGCUUGUUAGGCCCCUUCCUUGGGGCAACACUUAUCCUAAUGGUGCAAAUACAACGUGUAGCCCUCUUUCCUAACGCCACCUUCCAUAUCGCGCUUCAGCGGGUGUUCGGGCUCGGACGGUCGACUAGUCUAGCAGUCGCGGAGGCGUGCGGAAUUAGCAAGGACCUGAAGGUCAAGGACAUCAAGGAUUCGUACCUGCAAAAGGUUUCGUCGUACAUUGAGAACAACUUCACGACAGGCGACACGCUGAAGCGCCAGAUCCGCGACAAUGUGCUGGAGCAGGUGGCGAUCAACACGCGGAGAGGUGUACGACACACGCUGGGGCUACCGGUGACGGGCGCGCAGACGCGAAACAACGGCGUGAAUGCCAGGAAACUAAGGCCGCUGUUCCAGUACGAUACCAGCCGGCGGUGAUUUGGCAUGGGGAUAAAAGCACACGGAGCCGGCCCAGCUGGCGUGGGGAUGGAGGCGAGGGGAGGUUAGGGCUUGGUCAUGGAGGUGGCUUGAUGGGUUGUGGUUGGUGUUGUGUGGCUGGUGCAGAGGAUGGUUAACGAAAAGGGAAGGGAGCGGAUGGCGAGGUGGCGACGCUGCACGUUGGCUGAGGUGUGUAGGGUAGUGAUUGGGAGGUGGGGAGGGAGCACUAUGGAGCUCAGUUAGGGGUAGGUGUUUAGGGAAUAAGAAGCUUCGUUCGGCGAGCGUUGGGAGUGUGGGAUAUGAGGAAGGGUUUGGUCAUGGGGCUAGGGACCAGGACGGAUGGACGGAUUGUGGGACACCGUGAUGUUCCCGAAUGUCUUUGGUUGUAGGCAACCAUUAUACGUUUGCUGUUAUACUUUGAAGACUGGUCUUCUUCAUGGCUGAAGGUUGUAAAUUUGCUGUUCGACGAGGACGUG